Nerophis lumbriciformis (worm pipefish) is the source of this 935-nucleotide messenger RNA. The record is from RefSeq and is a predicted model, not a curated record. NCBI's taxonomy places the organism in Eukaryota, Metazoa, Chordata, Actinopteri, Syngnathiformes, Syngnathidae.
UCUCCGGCUCCGAUGACGUCUGCUGCUUCCACCCCUCCGACGACAUCGUCCUCCUUGACUCUGGCUCCGACGACAUCGUCCUCCUCGACUCUGGCUCCAAGGUAUUCAUCCUACUCGUCUUUGGCGGGCCUUUCCACGGCGCCGCCUGCUCCCUUGUCUCCUGCAUCGUCGCUACCGCGACCUCCGGCUGGCCGGGCGCAAAGGCAGCCAACAGGCGCCCGCACACGGCGCCCUCUGUGGCCAGGGCAGGGACACUUUCUGCACCAACAGCAACGCCCAAAACAUGGAUAUGUUUCCCGUAGGCUGCUGUGGUUCUGGCGCCACUCGCGUCUGCCCUCUGGACGUCCAAGAAGGUGGUCGUUCCUUGGUCGUCCACCUCGCAGGCUGCUGCGGCGUUCUACUCGCCGCCGCCACCAGACUCGUCCCCGCUGGAUUCGGGGACACUUGGGACGACGACCCACCUCCAGUUCACCCCUCCACCCUCCCUUAACUUUUGACCUCUGUGUUCUCGUGGUUCCUGCUAGAGGACAUCUGGGAGCUGUCCAUAAGGAGGGGGAUACUGUCACGGCCAGGGCGCAUUGGAAUGCGUCCUCAUCCUUGCGCGCUGCAAGCACCGCGGGACACGCCCACGACUGUGGCGCAGAUCUAGGGACGCGCCGCGCGCGUCUCCGCCCUGCAGCUGCUGCCAGCUGCAAUCACUUGCCGGCAAUCAUCACACCUGCCUGGAAUGAAGGAGCUGCCUUCAUAAGCCUGGACAUCUUGGCAUGCCGGCGCCGGAAUAUAAUCAUCUGUUGGCGUAUAACCUCCGUUCCCGUGUUUUGACGUUGCUGUGUGUCUCGUCAUUUCUCGUCGUCGUUCCCCUGCUUCUCGGACUGCUCCUUGGAUCUCGACCUCCCGCUUGGACACGGAUUCCCCUCUUCCCCUGGACUUCCUCA